AUGAGUAACAGACUUUGGGAGUGUUUCAUUCAAGAUGAUGUCGAGCGGUUCCAGCGGUUUCUGGCGAACGCGACGUUCGCGGGGCCGCGAGCUGCAGGAGGCUCCGGGGGUCCCUCUGGAGCUGCGACAAACCCAUCAUCAAAGGCUGGAAGCCCCGGGUCCAUGAUCGCCUCGUCUCCGAAUCCACCGAGAAGUAAGAAGAAUCUUGAGUCAUCACUUGGGGCCUCUGUGCCUGACCGGGUGGCCUUCUCGCGCGGGAGCGCGACUUUGUCGCGCGCCGAUGUUAAUGCCCGCGAUCAUUACGGCCGCACACUGCUGCAUCAUGUCGCUUCGUCCACGAAACCUACGGCCUCAAAAUUCGCACGCGCUUUAUUGGAUGUUCCGCUCGUCGAUAUCUAUGCGCAGGAUUGGGAGAGUGGAUGGACCGCUUUGCACCGGGCUCUUUACGCCGGGAACGCCACAAUUGCUCUGGCGCUCAUGGUGCGUGACGUGCAGGACAUGACGAACUUCAGUAAAGGUGGAAAUACGAGCCAUCCGAGUGGUGGUCUGAUCAAGAUCAAAGACCGUGAGGGUUGCAGUCCCUUUGACGUCUUCGGGGCGACCAUUAGAGCCCGGGACAUCAAGCAUCUCUCUGAAGACUGGCCGACCUCAGGUCUUGAUGACGAUGCCCUGGGAAGCGAUGCUGCUUCCAAUGCUGCUGCUUCGAACUUUGGAGAUGACGGAGAAGACGGGUUAUACGCUCCUAGGACUGCCCUGAAAGGGGCUGUGAAUAUUUCCGCCGAUGAAAUCUUUACAUUAGGAAGCAACAAAAAUCUGAACCUUGGUCUAGGAGACCAGGAUGACAGACAAUUUCCUGAGCGCAUUACGUUGAAGCGGCCCGAGCAUCUUUUGCAUCGAUUUUACCGUGAAUACCAAGAGAAAUUGGAACAUCUAGGGCUUGAGGGUAGCGUUCCCAAGAGCCAAUCCACCGGGCUGCCUACUCUGAUCACAAACAAACCAAUGAGGUUCCAAGACAUUAUCAUGUCAAAGCUACAUACCGCUAUCAUCACUGAUGACCCUGAGGCUAAUCUGUUCAUGUGUGGAUUUGGACCUGGAGGGCGCUUAGGAACAGGAGAUGAGUCGACGCGUUUCACCUUUGCUUGUAUUGAAACGGGUGGACUAGAGGGCAAGAAAGUCGUAUCGGCUGCUCUGGGUCAAGAUCAUAGCCUGGCAAUCACAGAGCAGGGCGAGAUUUUCAGCUGGGGAAGCAACAAGUUCGGACAACUUGGCUAUGGCUUGCCGAGAACUAGCAACAAAAACGAUAUACCCAUACAGACGACUCCUCGUCAGAUCUUCAACCCGUUCAAGAAAGAAACAAUCAUAGGCGCAGCAGCUUCGUCUAUCCACUCGGUGGUCUUCAGUACCUCAGGCCUCUAUACGUUUGGCAAGAACGAAGGUCAACUUGGCUUGGUUGACUCCGAUGCUCGUUCGCUUGAGGUACAGACGACACCACGGCGCGUUGGAGCAUCCCUUUUCAAUUGUCCAAUCAAGAUGGUGGCCGCCAUCGACCGUGCUACGUCUGUGCUUCUGCAGAACCACGAAGUCUGGGUAUUCUCGUCAUAUGGUUAUUCAAAGCUUUCAUUCCCACUGGAGGUGAGCUCAAGAUUUAUCAGGGAUAGUUUCAUGGUAACCCGAUACGACAAGACUGCAAAUCGUGUCGUCAAGAUUGUAUGUGGAGGCAACACUAUAUGUGCAUUAUCCAGCUCAGGUGAUGUGUUCACUGUUCAAGCCAACAAGUCCGAUAACUCUUCGGCUUCAACGUCCACAACCAAUCCUGUAAAAAUUCGGAAUUCGUUAGCCACUCCUGUUCGAGCAUGGUCCGUUAAGAAAUCGUACAUGGCAGCAAGCGAUGUUGAUGUUGGGCAAGACGGUUCGAUCAUCAUUUGUACAACAUCUGGAUCUGCGUGGAGAAAAGAACGACGGACCAAGAAUAAGGAGGGAGCCUCGAAAGAUUACAAGUUUGCCCGCAUACCCGGUCUCUCACGGGCAGUGGCAGUGCGAAGCAACGCCUUCGGGGCAUACGCUGUCGCUCAACGUGAUUGUGAAGUGACAAGAGAACAAAUUCAUGUCGAGCAAAGCAGACUUUGGGAUGAUAUGUUGCCGUUGUCCCCAUUUACAAUGCCAGGUCUGGAAGAGUUAGACUCUAUCCUCGAUGAUGACGCUCAGAAUAUUCCCCUUAUACUUUCCUCCGGAAAAAGUAUACAAAGAGCCAUACUUUCAUCCUCAGAUAUUGAAAGCCAAUUUCUUUCUGUACGGACCGAGGGGACUGUUUGGGUAACUAGCUCCCUAUCUGACUCUUGUAUUCCCGUGCACGAGUUUCUUAUAGCUGGCCGCAGUCAAAUCUUGGGAAAGGCAUUGGCCGAAUUCCGGCAAUCAUACUAUUCAUCCGUCCCAGAUGUAUUUGAUAUUGAAUACGGGAAGGACGGACAUCCUCAGAUCUGCCUCCAAGGUGUUGAUUUCUUGACCGUUAUGAAUGUGGUCUUUUUCCUUUACACAGACGGCACUCUCGAUGUUUGGCGCCUAGCAAGGAGCUCGUCCGCAAACUCGGCCCGUUUCCGGCAAGUUCGCACCGAAGUCAUGCGGGUUUCAACGCAACUAGGCCUGUCAGCGCUGGAGCGGGCAGCACGUCUAAUGGUCGAGCCACAAAGAAGCCUGAAAAUGGAUAUGGCUCAUGCCAUCAACGACCCAUUCUUAUUUAACAGCGCAGAUGUGAUUGUGCAGCUGAAAGGCGAUACAAUUAAAGUGCACAGCCAAGUUGUGUGUCAGAGAUGUCCAUUCUUUGACACCCUUUUCCAUGGUUAUGCGGGUGGAAGGUGGCUUGAUUCACGCAAAGCAGACCCAAAUCAGAGUGUGCAUGUCGAUUUGAAGCACAUUGAUCGCUCUACAUUUGAAUUCGUCAUGCGUUACCUGUAUGCCGAUACAGAGGAACGGCUGUUUGAUGAAGUCCGAACCAAUGAUCUUGAUGACUUCGUUGACUUGCUGCUGGAUGUAAUGUUCGUGGCAAAUGAGUUGAUGAUCGACCGACUAUCUCAAGUGUGUCAGAAGAUGCUCGGUCGUUUUGUCACAACGCGCAAUGUGUGCUAUCUGCUCAAUUCCAUCGCCCCCUGCUGUGUCACAGAGUUCAAGGAUGCCGCCCUGGAAUAUAUUUGUCUCAAUCUCGAGGCCAUGCUCGCUAAUAGAUAUCUUGAAGAUUUGGAUACUACCCUCCUUCGGGAGUUGGAUCUGAUCUGCCGCGAGAAUCAGUUAGCAUGCUGGCCCAUAUCCCGUGGGCGCAAUUCUGAGGAGUACGUCUUCGAGAAAUAUCCCGAGAUUGUCAGCUCUGUGGAAGCAGAUAAGCAACGAAGGAUUGAUGCCAUGGCUUUGCAGUCCCGCCUUGGUCGUCUCGAAACUUACGAUGCACGAGCCCGGCAAGCGCCUAACGAGAAGGUUACUUCAUCUCCUUCUUUGCGCAAAGCAAAGACCAGUGUAUCUGGAGAGUCACCAAAUGUUGGUGGUAGCCCAAUGCUGAAGCCGAGGCAGUCGGCUGGGGAUCUCAUGUUUCAAAUGGACGAUGAAGCGCCUAUGUCUCCUAGUGCUUCGAAGGGCAAGGGUGCUAUGCGUGGACUUCAAUUCACUGAAGGCAUACCUGAAAACCGAUCAUACUCUGAUUUCCCAGCUAUGGGGGCAGGCGUCCCAGAUGUCGAGUCCUUGAACGAUCUCAGUUUCUUGAAGAAUCAGAUGUCUUCCCCGCAAGACCCACUACUAGCACAGUCCCCGUCUGAAUACAGGGCAGUCGUCCAGAAUCGGAAACAAGCCAUGGCAUCAUCAUCUAGUCCCUCUUCUGGACCAUGGACUUCACCAAAGAUUUCGAGCUCCAAAAAGGAUAUCAAAGACAUCAUAGGAGAAGCAUCACAGUCCCGGGUAUCAAAUCUCACGCUGGGAAUGGCAGAUCGACGCGAAAGUAGCGGUAGCUUCGUACCCAAAAUCUCCCAGAAGGAAAGAAAGAGACUUCAGCAACAACAGAUACAAGAACAGCUGGCUGCCCAACAGAAAGCGAAGGAUAAACCACAGAACCCCUGGCAAAAGCCAGCACCUUCUCCAGCGUCGCUUCCUCAGCCCGAUCCUUUGCCAGGCCAAAGCGUUCCAACUCCUGAAGCGGGUAAAUCACCUCAAAGGUCCAUGACUAUGCGGCAGACUGUGGCUGGCACCCCGCCGCCAAAGUCAAAGCCAGUGGCUACACCUAUGCAAACACCACGCCGCAGUGUGUCAAGUAACCCACGACCCUCAUCCCAUUCGAAACCGUCCAUGCCAGGACCUUCGACAGCAACCCAUAACAAUCAAACGACGUCACCACAGCCAGCCAUUCAAUCAAUUCGUCACAUCCCACGCCCUGAUCCAAUAGAGUCACAUUCUCUCUCUGGCUCGUACUCUCUGUCGACCAUUUUGCUCCAACAACAGACCGAAAAGGAGGCGAUUCGUGAAGCAGCCACAGCCAAGCAUAAAAUGCAAGAGAUCCAAGCCGAGCAGGAGUUCCAGCAGUGGUGGGAUCAGGAAAGCAAACGUGUCCAAGGACUCGUAGACCCUGAGCCAAAUGAACCGAGCUCUGGAAAAGGUGGACGAGGCGGCAAGGCACCUGGCGCUGGCGGUGGCCAGCGGAGGCGUCGAGGCAACAGGAAUCCCGGUGAUGGAUCUACUCCCCAAGAUCACAGACGGGUCUCGGCUCCAAGCUCCGGGCAUACAACCCCCAAGACGAACCCGAAUGGCCAGACCCCAGCCCAGUCUCAAAAACACCUGAAUAAGAAUCGGGCUGGAGGUGUUGCUGGCAAUGCCAAUGGUCGUCGUGGAGGUGGCAAUCAACGCGGAAGGGGCAAGAGCGAUGCAUAA
Molecule: messenger RNA, 4902 nt
Organism: Penicillium coprophilum
Lineage: Eukaryota; Fungi; Ascomycota; Eurotiomycetes; Eurotiales; Aspergillaceae
Product: BTB domain and ankyrin repeat protein
Exons: 1
Coding region: 1-4902 (1633 amino acids)
Molecular function (GO): protein binding
Source: RefSeq, a predicted model, not a curated record